AUGUUCCGGAGCGAAGAGAUGGCACUGUGCCAGCUCUUCAUUCAACCCGAGGCGGCCUACACUUCCGUCUCCGAGCUAGGCGAGGCAGGCACCGUUCAGUUUAGAGAUUUGAACCCCGACGUAAACGCGUUUCAACGCAAGUUCGUGAAUGAAGUCCGUCGGUGUGAUGAAAUGGAGAGGAAGCUGCGCUACAUCGAGGCGGAGGUGCACAAAGAUGGUGUGCACGUGCCGCAAGUCAAGGAGCCGCCACGCGCACCCAACCCCAGGGAAAUCAUUGAUCUUGAGGCUCAUCUGGAGAAAACGGAAAACGAAAUUCUCGAAUUGUCGCACAAUGCUGUCAACCUGAAACAGAACUACCUUGAGCUCACAGAGCUGAAGCAUGUACUCGAGAAAACUGAGGCGUUUUUCAUCGCCCAGGAGGAAAUCGGCAUUGAUUCAUUGACGAAGACUUUGGGGACGGAGGAGGGCGGGCAGCAGGCGGCGACGCGUGGGCGGCUGGGCUUCGUGGCGGGCGUGCUUCAGCGCGAGCGUGUGCCCGCCUUCGAGCGGAUGCUGUGGCGCAUCUCGCGCGGGAACGUCUUCCUGCGCCGCGCUGAACUCGACAAGCCGCUCGAGGACCCCACCUCCGGCAACGAGAUUUACAAAACGGUGUUCGUGGCAUUCUUCCAAGGAGAACAAUUGAAGUCGCGUAUCAAGAAAGUAUGCACCGGCUUCCACGCCUCACUAUACCCCUGUCCGCCUUCCAACACCGAGCGCCAGGAUAUGGUCAAAGGCGUUAGGACCAGGCUUGAAGACCUUAACAUGGUGCUGAACCAAACCCGCGACCACAGACAACGUGUUUUAGCCAGUGUAGCCAAGGAACUCGCCAGCUGGUCGAUUAUGGUGCGCAAGAUGAAGGCCAUAUACCACACUCUCAAUCUCUUCAACAUGGACGUCACAAAGAAAUGCCUGAUCGGCGAAUGCUGGGUGCCCACCGCUGACUUGCCCAAUGUACAAAAAGCCUUGGCUGAUGGAUCUAACGCAAGCGGAAGUUCGAUCCCUUCGUUCCUGAACUGCAUCGAGACAGACGAGGAGCCUCCCACCUUCAACCGCACCAACCGCUUUACGCGCGGCUUCCAGAACCUCAUCGAUUCUUACGGAGUAGCCUCCUACAGAGAAUGCAACCCUGCCUUGUACACAAUUAUCACAUUCCCCUUCUUGUUUGCUGUGAUGUUCGGUGACUUGGGACAUGGCCUCAUCAUGGCUCUGUUCGGUGCUUGGAUGGUCAUCAAGGAGGUGUCACUCGCUGCAAAGAAGACGAACAACGAAAUAUGGAACAUAUUCUUCGCCGGUCGCUAUAUCAUAUUGCUCAUGGGUUGCUUCUCAAUGUACACCGGGCUGAUCUAUAACGAUAUAUUCUCAAAGUCCAUGAACAUAUUCGGAUCGUCUUGGUACGUUCCGUACGAUAAUGACACACUCGAGAAGAACACCGCAUUCACAUUGGACCCUAAAGAUUCAUACAUCGAUAAACCAUACUUUAUCGGUAUCGACCCAAUAUGGCAGACCGCUGACAACAAGAUCAUUUUCCUUAACUCUUACAAAAUGAAACUGUCCAUCAUCUUCGGUGUCGUGCACAUGAUCUUUGGUGUCUGCAUGAGUGUCGUCAACUACAAUUUCUUUAAGCGCCGCUAUUCUAUCUUUCUGGAGUUCAUUCCACAAGUUGUGUUCCUGUGCCUGUUGUUCCUCUACAUGGUAUUUAUGAUGUUCUACAAGUGGGUUGCUUACAGCACUAUGUCCGAAGAUCAAGCGUACACGCAAGGCUGCGCCCCGUCCGUGCUGAUAUUGUUCAUCAACAUGAUGCUGUUCUCCAGCAACGAGCCGGAGCCGGGCUGCAAGGAGUUCAUGUUCGAAAACCAGGGCAGCAUCCAGCGCGUGUUCGUGCUCGUCGCUCUGUGUUGUAUACCAAUUAUGUUGUUCGGGAAGCCGCUCUACAUGCUGUCCGCUAGCAAGAAAAAGCAUUCUAAGACAGAAUCAUCAAAUGGAAGUGUGAACCCAGGCAUCGAGAUGCAGGAACAGACGGAUAUCAUCAACAGUCAGCCCCAGCCCAAAGCCAGCGCCUCUCACGAUCACGAGGAUGAACCGUUCAGCGAAAUUAUGAUCCAUCAGGCUAUACACACCAUCGAAUAUGUGCUCAGUACUAUCUCGCACACCGCGUCGUACUUACGACUGUGGGCGUUAUCACUCGCUCACGCAGAACUUUCGGAGGUACUGUGGAACAUGGUGCUGACAUUCGGUCUAAAGGACGCGAACUACAUCGGCGCUAUCAAGCUAUACGUGGCGUUCUGCUUCUGGGCGCUCUUCACGCUCGCCAUCCUUGUUAUGAUGGAAGGACUUUCUGCUUUCUUACACACAUUGCGUUUGCACUGGGUGGAGUUCAUGAGCAAAUUCUAUGCAGGCUUGGGCUACAUUUUCCAGCCGUUCUGUUUCAAGACGAUCCUCGAACAGGAGGAUGAGGAAUAA
Parnassius apollo (apollo) is the source of this 2499-nucleotide messenger RNA. The record is from the annotation of a GenBank genome assembly. Lineage: Eukaryota; Metazoa; Arthropoda; Insecta; Lepidoptera; Papilionidae.